Psylliodes chrysocephalus is the source of this 2679-nucleotide messenger RNA. Lineage: Eukaryota; Metazoa; Arthropoda; Insecta; Coleoptera; Chrysomelidae. The record is from the annotation of a GenBank genome assembly.
CCAACAUUCAAAACCAUAGAAAAACUGAAACUUCAAAACACAAAUUUGACUCAAGCUCGAGAUGAAUGAAUGUAAACAAAUAGCCAAGUAAGGAUUAAAAAAAUUAUUUAUUCUUCAAUGGAUUGAUAAUGAAUAAUUUGAAAAGCGUAUCGGUGCAAGUAGUAAACAGCGAUUUAGCUUUGCUGUUACCUAAUGGUGUUUACGAAAUCAAGCAAAUGGAAAGCAAGUCCUCCAGAUUAAAGCAGAUAUGCCUUUUUUGCUUGGCAUUGUGUAUUUUUGGUAUAUUAGGAUUUGGUUACUUUUGUCCAGAUAAGGUGUGUGCCCUAAGUUCUAGAGAAACAGUUUAUAUUGAAGACAGCAUAGGAAAACCAUUAGCUCAAUCUAGGACUAAAGUAGGUUUGAGCUACGAUGACAUGUUAAAUGAUGAUUUUACAUUUGAUAUGGACUCGCAUGAUGUUAUAGUAUUUUUACAUAUGCAGAAGACAGGUGGUACGUCGUUUGGUAAACAUUUGGUGCACGAUCUUGACCUGAAACGUCCGUGCACUUGUCCGAUCAGUCGCAAAAGGUGCUACUGUUUUCGUCCUCACUCAAAUCAGAGUUGGCUGUUCAGCCGAUACACGACUGGCUGGAAAUGUGGCCUGCACGCCGAUUGGACAGAGCUCACCAGUUGCGUCGACGAGAAAUUAGAUGAAUUGGAAAACAUUGUCAAGAGGCGGUACUUUUAUAUCACGCUUUUGAGGGAACCUUCUGCCAGAUAUUUGUCGGAGUUUCGGCACGUACAAAGAGGUGCUACUUGGAAAGGUUCGAGGCAUUUCUGUAAUGGACGGCUGGCUACAGAUAAAGAAAUUCCUCCUUGUUAUAAAGGAGACAAUUGGGAAGGGGUGAAUUUGGAUGAAUUCAUUAAAUGCCACAGCAAUUUAGCCGUUAACAGACAAACAAGAAUGCUGGCAGAUCUUGAACUUGUCGGUUGUUAUAAUAAAUCAUACAUGGCUAAAGCUGAAAGGGAUCGAAUCUUGUUAGCCAGCGCUAAGAAAAACCUUCUGUCGAUGGCGUUUUUUGGACUAACGGAACACCAGAAGAUAUCGCAGUAUAUUUUCGAAGAGACUUUCAAUCUUAGGUUUGCUAUUCCGUUUGAACAAAACAACGCCACUGUCUCCAGUUACACUUUGAGUACGCUAUCAUCUAAACAAUCGGAAGCCAUUUCUAAAUUGAACAAUUUAGACAUUGAAUUGUAUAAUUUCGCCAAGAAAAUUUUAUUUCAACGUUUCGAACAUUUGAAAAGCAGGGACGCGGAUUUUGAACAGAGGUUUAAGAAUUUAGGUGUGGUGAGCGGAAAGCAGAGCCCCACAGAAUUCGAUUGGGACAAGUUGGAAGAUCCUACGGAAUCCCCAUAAUGUCCCAAAGGCAGCUCAAACAAAGUCUGAUAUUAGAAGUGCCAUGUUUCCUUUAUUUUUUUUGUAUGAGAGAAUGAAUUUUUAGGAAAUAGUAUUAAGCAGGCAUCUAAAAGCGUUUGAAUACUAAUUGGAAGAGUAAUUUUUGGUUUGUCAAUUCAGUAGGAUCAUUGCAUCUUCAUACAUUAGAAAAACAGAUCUCAGAACUAUCUUUUUUAUGGAGUUCUAACAUUAAGUUUUGAAAAUUAAUUAAAUUGAAUGUCAUACCGGUGUACUGUAGCAAAUCAAAGGUGAUUAGUAGCUUUUUAGCGAGAACUGACCUUUUAUCGUUCAUUUAGCAAUUUGCAUAAAGAAUCGCUUGUUUUAUAAAACUGUACCAAAGACUUAGUAGUUAAUUUUUUUAUUUGUGCAAUUAGAUUAAUUUUUAGAUACGAAAAUCUGCUAAAAAGUAUUGUAAAAAGGCACCAUCUAACUUUAAAUUAUACAUAGUGUUUCACAAUUCAACAGACUAAGCAGAAACAUUAUUUCGUAGAAGAAUUAAACUGUAGGUGAGGACCAGUGUAAAACCGUACUUAUGAUUUAUUUAAUGAUUAUUUAAGGUGCAUAAUUACGUGAACAAUAUUCAAAUAUCUCUAGUUUUCAAAAUAUUUAACUUGGAGUAACAAAAAUUUCACAUAUUCGUCUCUUGAAUUCUUGAAAUAACUUGUAUAAUGAGAAUUAUCCACCUUUAUUCAAUUGCAGAUAUUAUAUUGUUAAUAUUAGGGGACCAUUCGAUUGUUAAUUUACCCGAAAUUUGACAACAUAUUGUUUUUUAAGAACGCCUUUUACUGCAACUUUUUUAUUUAAUUAUAUCAAAAAAAAAAUUAAAACAGGGUUGUUAAAUUUUUUUAAAGUAAAGGACAAUCUUUUAAGAAUCGUUUUUUUUUUUUUUGUAUUAGAAGGAUAAUAAAAGCCUUUAAAAAUAAUAUUUAUACUUGUACAAUUUUAUCAACAAAUCACUACACUCGUGAUGUGUAAAUAUCACCAAGAUUAUAUAGAUUUUUCGCAAAAUUAAAUAUAGAUAUUUUAUUGAAACAUAUAUGUCCCAGUACAGUAAUUAGCAUCAAUUGAUUUUAGAUUUUCGAACAAUCUGUAUAUUUUUGACUAAUAUAAAAUAUUUGCUAUUUUCUUCUUUGUAGAUAAUAGCAAAAUAAGUUUUUUUUUGAAGUGGUAAACUCUGUCGAUAUAUUUUAUUUUCUUUAAAUAUUUAUCUAUGAAUAGGUUGUUUAAAAAAAAUAUAGUAAAAGAC